Molecule: messenger RNA, 2151 nt
Organism: Dermatophagoides pteronyssinus (European house dust mite)
Lineage: Eukaryota; Metazoa; Arthropoda; Arachnida; Sarcoptiformes; Pyroglyphidae
Source: RefSeq, a predicted model, not a curated record
AUGUCGAAUAUUUUGUCAGAAAUAUGUUUGACUAGUUCUUAUGAUCGAGAUAUUUAUAUCAUUUUAUUAUUAUUGCAAGUUCGUCAUGAAUUAACAAACGCUGUCGUUAGUGACAUGGCAAAAAUGAUCAAUUUCAUAGGAAAAAAAUGCUUAACAAGCUAUCAAAUGAUACUUAAAGAAGCGAAAUUAUUUACGCCCAUCAUAUACAAAUUCGUUUACACCAAAUGUCAUUGCUGCAUUACGGAUCCAAUCGCUGACUUGAAUCAACUUGUUUCCUGUAACUGCCAUCAGUCUAAUAAUCAAGCGAAUGCAAGGGAUGCAAUUAAGAAUGAAUCAUACUUCUGUUAUGUAUCGUUACGCGAAUGGUUGACGUACUUAAUUCCAAUAUUCUAUGAUCAAUUAAGACUAAAUCAUACGCCGAAUCCAAAUUCCUUGCAUGAUGUACUCGAUGGUUCGGAAUAUCAACGUUUAAUAGACCGUGGACGUCAAAUGAAUAAACCAGGUGCAAUGACUGUUACCAUCACUUUGGGAUAUGAUGGUGUACAAUACAACAAUACCAAAUCAAUGUGGCCAGUCGUGUGCUACUUGAAUGAAUUGCCGUUCAAUCUUCGCCAAGAACUUAGUUUGCUGGUAGGAUUGCACGCCAAAGCAUCCAAACCGCCUAAGUCAAUAUUACGGCCAUUGAUAGACGAACUUGUUGAAUAUGACCGCGAACCGAUCCAAAUUGUCAUGAUGGACGGUCGUGUGUUGUCAUUUCACGUUCGCUUGCUGCUAGUAAUUGCUGAUGCUCCUGCAAGAGCUGACAUUCUAAACUGCAAACAGUUUAAUGGGAUCCACGGGUGCAACAUGUGUCUUAUCGAAUCACAUUAUGUCUCGGAACAUCGUUGCCGAAGAUACCCGAUGGAUGUCGACUAUGUGUCAAGGGAUGACUCUGAGUGGCGAAGAUUGAGUUCAUUAGCCCAAGACCAUAGUUAUGAUGAAGAUAUCCAUAAGGGCAUUAUGGGAAAAUGUGAGUUAUCCCGAUUGGAUUACUUGCAUUUGAAUAUAAUUGCACCGCCAGAAUACUUGCAUUCGCAAUUGAUUGGCUCUGUCAAAUUGAUUGUGAAUGCCUGGCUAGGAAAAAUUAAGGGAGUCCCUCAGAUUUUGUCAGAAUGCGACAUAAAAAUAAUCGAUUUAAGAUUGGAAACAAUUCUGUUUCCAGCACAGCAGCUUAAGCGCAUGUUAACCUUUUCACAGAUUGACAACUGGAAAGCGAUGGACUUUGAGAAUUUCCUAUUCUAUGGAUUUUUGGCUUUGAAAAAUGUUUUACCAUACAAUUAUCUAUCGAAUUUUAAGAAGCUAUCAGUCAUUAUAGCAAAUUUGACUCGAUCAACAAUAACUGAUUUACAGCCGACGGAAGAAUUGGUGAAAAAUUUCAUAAAAGAUUUUGCCAAAAUAUAUAGCAACUACAUGCAUCGAUUCAAUGUGCAUGCCAUAUUGCAUCUUCCGACUGUCGUGCGAUCGUUUGGACCAUUGAGAACGUCAUCUGCUUUCAUAGUAGAAAAUAGUAUGGGAGUGUUUUCUAGGAAAGUUAAAACGGGCACAUUUGUUGCCGAGCAAGUCUUCAACAAAGCAAUCAUAAUGACAGCGAUGAAAUCCGUUGUAAGAUCAUCUAAUCCAGAAAAUUUAUCGAGUGAAGCUUUGAAAUUCGCCAAGAAUUUAUUUGGUUGUUCGUCAUCAAAUGAAAUCAUUGUAACGAACAAGAUGAACACCAAACUGAACGACAUAGAAAUCCAAACAAUCAAUGAAUUCGAUGAUAAUUUUUUGAAUGAACAUGUAGAUUUAUAUAGCCGCGUGAAAUACAAAGACAUAGUAAUAACGACAAGAUGUUAUGGAAGUUUUUUUCUUAGAUCAAACAAUUUCGUUAAAACUUCAAGGGGUUUUUAUAAUAUUUGCAAAAUUGUUAAAUCUCCAUCGCGUAUCAUUUUGAUCGGAGUGAAGUACGAAGUGGUCGACGAUCCAGAGAUACGAGAUCAUUACUAUAUUAAAAAAGCAAACCCGAUGGGCACCAACAUGGAGGUGGUUGAUAUCCCUUCGGUGAUAGCAACUUGUACUACUUAUUGCGAUUCGAAUAAUCUAUAUAUAAUGGAAAUAGUCAAUCGUCAUCUAUGA